AUGCCUCCCUCCAUAGCCGUCUCCGCAAGCCCUCACAGUACCCCCUCCAAGCUCAACUUGCACGAGUCGACUGCUGUCCGCUUUGCCAGUGCCGGUGCUGCUGGGUUAGCUGAGGUCAUCGUCUUUCACCCCGUCGAUACUAUUUCCAAGCGAUUGAUGCGGAAUCAGAGUCAUAUUAGCUCCGCAUCACAGCUCAAUGCGGUGGUGUUUCGGCACCAUGCCUCAGGCUCUUUGCAUCGCCGCUUCUUCAGCCUCUUCCCUGGACUUGGAUACGCUGCUAGCUAUAAGAUUCUGCAGCGUGUUCACAAGUAUGGCGGUCAGCCUCUCAUUCGUGUCUAUCUAAAAGAACACCACGGGCCGUCAUUUGACCAGAUGUUUGGUGGCCACAAUAGCAAAACGAUGAUCCAUGCUACGGCUGGCAGCUUGGUCGGCGUUACCGAGAUUAUCUUCCUUCCCCUCGACGUCCUCAAGAUCAAGCGCCAGACGAACCCUCAAGCUCUAAAUGGUCGUGGUAUAUUCAGUAUCCUACGCGAAGAGGGAGGUGGCCUCUAUCGCGGCUCGAGCUGGACGGCUGCUCGGAACGCCUUGGGCUCAUUCGCACUAUUCGGCGGCUGCGCCGCAGCCAAGCAGUACCUGUUUGGCCUCGAGGACUACAAUUCUGCCACAUGCACCCAGAAUUUGGUCGCUUCCGGUGUUGGCUCCUGUGCGUCAAUCAUCGUCGCUUCUCCACUUGAUGUCGUCAAGACGCGGCUUCAAAGCCAGGGAUUUGGCUCCAAGGAGUCAGGGUUCCGUAUUGUUGGCAGGAUGGCUCGACAUGAAGGCCCAGGGUCCUUUUUCAAGGCCUUACUCCCCAAGCUUCUCACGACAGGACCAAAAAUCACAGUCCUCAUUACCGGCGCUUCUGGCUAUCUCGGCGGGACCUUGUUGGCCCGCCUCGAGUCCGCGAACCUGCCGCCCUACGAUAAGCUCUUCGCCCUUGUGCGGACGGACGCUCAGGCCGAAGCGGUCAAGCAGUACGGUCUCGAGCCGCUCACUUUCGACAUUCGGAACGAGGCAGCAGUGCAGGACGCCGUCGUCAGCAAUGCGAUCACGGUGGUGUACUAUCUGCCCGACGCUCUCAGCCCGGAGCCACCCUCGUACUUCAUCAAGGCACUCGCCAGUGUGAAGGAGAAGACAGGGUCGACCGUACACUUCUUGUUUACGACUGGAGCCAAGAUGUUCUCCUCUUUCACCGGAGCACCGACCGACCGCCCCGUACCGGAUACGGACCCGAGCUGGUACGAGAUCCAGAAAGCUCAAGUGAACUCACAGAGCAUCCCGUUUAUGUUUAAGGGGGUGGCGACGAACAACAGCAUCGUUGAGGCGGGAGAAAGACUGGGCGUUCGGACAUACAUAUUUGCUCCUUGCAUCGUCUACGGAGAAGGGGAAGGCUUCGGCAAGAAGAUCUCCAUUCAGACCGUGGCGAUCGUCAAGGCCGCCAAGGCAUUGGGCCGCAUGUACAAAUUUGAUCAAGAUAGCCCUAGUUGGCCCGUCUGCCAUGUCGCUGACAACACGACCCUUUACCUCGAGAUGCUGCGCCGAAUGAUCGCCGACGAGCCGCUCGACCACGGCAAAAAGGGAUACUAUCUUGCAUCUUCUGGCAGUGUGGCCUGGGACGACAUUUACAAGGCCAUGGGCAAGACGUUGAAGAAGCACGGCGUGAUCUCCGAUACCGCGGUAGCAAUCGCGGACCCCGGGAUCAUAGAAAAGAUUGCUGCAUUCAACAACGUUCCGAGAGAUGUGAUGACCACUUUCUUCGGUGGCAGAUGCACUUUCACUGCCGAGCAUGGCAAGGGCCUUGGGUGGAAGCCCAAGUAUGCGCCCGAGCAUAUUUUAGAGACGGCAGAGCAGGAAGUCGAGUUGAUCUUGAAGCAUCUUGACGGAAAGCUCUAG
This is a messenger RNA of Thyridium curvatum, 1932 nucleotides long. RefSeq lists its product as uncharacterized. The transcript has 8 exons. The record is from RefSeq and is a predicted model, not a curated record. Bases 1 to 1932 code for a protein of 643 amino acids. Gene Ontology annotation, cellular component: mitochondrion. Lineage: Eukaryota; Fungi; Ascomycota; Sordariomycetes; Thyridiales; Thyridiaceae. Gene Ontology annotation, molecular function: guanine nucleotide transmembrane transporter activity.